This is a messenger RNA of Diaporthe batatas, 1467 nucleotides long. RefSeq lists its product as uncharacterized. The coding region runs from base 1 to 1467 and encodes 488 amino acids. The transcript is spliced from 2 exons. The record is from RefSeq and is a predicted model, not a curated record. Lineage: Eukaryota; Fungi; Ascomycota; Sordariomycetes; Diaporthales; Diaporthaceae.
AUGGCCAGUCCUGUCCUCUCGAUUUGGUUGCAAAUAUCCGUCAAGUCACCCUCAGGCAUUGAAUCCUCGUUCGCCACUUGCCCUGAGGGCGAGAACGCGCCAGCCUGGGAACCUUGGCAACAGGAGCAAGCAGGCACUCGCAGUCCCGCCGCCUCGAGCGAGCUCCCUACAGUGCAAGAAUCCAGUAGCCUCUCUUCGUCAAGCAGUCCUACUUCUACGCCGACACCGGUGUGUGAAGCCGGUGUUGAAUAUGCUGUUUACUUCUUCCCCGACGGGUCGGACGAGUGUCAGGAACUUAUCAAGACAUCUUUCACCCAGGAUCCCCUCAAUCUGAACCUGGCAAAGAUCCUCGACGGCAAGGUUCCACAGGCCACUGGUAUAACCCCAAACAUCUACGGACUGGAGCUGAAUCCUCAGUCAGGAGAGCCGACCACUAUUUACGAUUAUACUACGCCUUCCGAUGUCGACAUUUCGAGUUCAUGUACUGUGGUUUACCAUCGUGGGUACCUAGUGUUAUCCAAUCCGGACAACUCGCACCCACUUUCAAUUUAUGACGAUGUUGACGACCUGAUCUAUAUCUGGGGCGGGGAUGCAGCUCUUUCCGGAGGCUUUGAUCCCAGUAAUACCAUAAUCCGCAAAGUAAUGGGUACCUGGAACAACGAGCAGAUAUAUCACCAAUUUGGAGUCGAAGACAGCACCAAACUGAAACGCGACGUGACCAGCUAUAUUCCGAUUCGUCUCUUCUAUGCCAACCUGCCCGGAGCUGGUCAAUUCCAGCUAUUGAUGAACGAUCCUCCUACGCAUCAGUUUAUCAUCUUAUGUACCCCAGGACUUGAAUACGCCAUCUAUACCUAUUCAACGACCAGUCCUGAAUACGAUGAGCUCGACAAUGUUGUCCGGUAUUCGGCUCUUUUCCUUUUGGAUCUCAGAAUCUUACUUCAGAAUAAAGUCCCACAAGACACCGGGAACACUGAAUCUGUUGAAUGGUCCAGCAAUGACGAAACAUCUCCGAUCGCCAUUUAUGGAUACUCUGCCGAUAGCGGAACAUCACUCUCCAAUACAUGCCUUGUGAUCCAGCAUCGGGGCUUUGUGAAGUUUCAUAGCCCCGGAACGUACACGUUCGAGAUCGUAGGGGACCCAGACACCCUAAUUUUCGCCUGGCUUGGACCAUCGGCGUUCUCGGGCAACUUUGAUACCCGCCAGAGUUAUCUUGCAAAGUUGUACCAGUCAAAUGAUGUAGACUGGACGACCUUUGAAGUCGUUGUAUCAGAUACGGAUGAGCUUAUUCCCAUCCGUGUCUUGUACGCCAAUUUGAUCGGGCCCGGUGCAUUCAAAGUCAGUUUCUCAGGACCCGCGGGCACGCCGCCGCCCUCGCUUGUUCAAUGCUCCGGAAUCAGAGACACGCCGGAUUGGCUGCCAUGGGACCAGGAAGAAGUCCCGGAACUGAUACCUUACGGUCGAACUUGA